Folsomia candida is the source of this 2236-nucleotide messenger RNA. It is a transcript of the gene Pgm1, whose product is annotated as phosphoglucomutase-1. Gene Ontology annotation, molecular function: phosphoglucomutase activity; magnesium ion binding. Gene Ontology annotation, cellular component: cytosol. Gene Ontology annotation, biological process: carbohydrate metabolic process. Bases 340 to 2127 code for a protein of 595 amino acids. The record is from RefSeq and is a predicted model, not a curated record. Lineage: Eukaryota; Metazoa; Arthropoda; Collembola; Entomobryomorpha; Isotomidae. The transcript has 9 exons.
UCUGUGGUUGUUAUUCUACAGAGUGAAGGUCAUCCUUAAUAUAACACGGAAUUAAAGUUCAAGCAGCUUAUCUACAGGGUGUUAAGUUAGUGUUGUUAUUACUACUGCAGCCACGUGAUAUAUACAUAAUUAAGGAGUUAACCUAACUUUACAUACUCAAAAUUGGGUCUCCAAUCCUAUUGCAUGUAUUUUGUAUCAGUUCUCUACAUAUAUGCAAUCUCAGCAAUCAGCUCUCUGAAUCAGCAUAGCGCAGCGAUUAACACUUUUGCAUCAAUCAAAUUAAGCCUUCCUUCAUAGUUAAGAAACAUUGAGCUAUUAUUUUGAGCAAAUUAUUUCGAAAUGGUGAAAUACUCUGCCCCUACCGUCGUAAAGACGGCUGCAUAUCAAGACCAAAAGCCAGGGACUUCGGGAUUACGAAAACCCACGAAAAUUUUCUUGGUAGUUUUUUUUACUCAAAUUAAGAAGUUUAAGAAAAUUAAGGAGAAGGAAAAUUACACUGCCAACUUUGUGCAGUCCAUCAUUUCUGCAUUGCCAUUGGAGAGGAAGGGGAAGGUGUUGAUUGUGGGUGGGGAUGGGCGAUUUUAUGGCCCCGAAGCUGUGGACCUCAUCGUGCGAAUCGCCAUCGCCAAUGGGGUGACAAAUUUGACCAUUGGGCAGCACUCAAUCUUAUCCACUCCAGCCGUGUCAAACCUUAUUCGUCGAAGGGCCCCCAAUUGUCUUGGAGGUAUAAUUCUUACUGCGAGCCAUAAUCCUGGUGGUCCUGAUGGGGAUUUUGGCAUCAAAUUUAACAUCCCGAACGGAGGCCCUGCUCCAGACGCUGUUACCAAUAAUAUUUACGAGAUUAGCAAGCAACUUGGCGAGUACAAAAUUUGUCAAGAUGUCCCCACGAUAGACCUCGCGAAUGUGGGAGUCACCGAAUUCGAGGUGGACACCAUUGGCCCAGUUCGUGUCGAUGUUAUUGACUCUGUUGAAGAUUACGUUCAACUAAUGAAGGAGAUUUUUGAUUUUAAUUUGCUCAGAGAUUUUCUCUCAUCGUUUCCAGUCGUCAUCAAUGCAAUGCAUGGUGUGACUGGACCCUAUGUUAAAAGGAUUUUUCAACAAGAACUGGCCCAAACUACUCCCAAUCCAAAUUCUCUAUACCUCAACACUGUGCCACUCCCCGAUUUUGGAGGUCAUCAUCCAGACCCUAACCAAACAUAUGCAGCCGACUUGGUCAAAAUCCUUAAAGACAAUCCAACCAAGUAUGGAUUUGGUGCUGCCUACGACGGGGACGGUGAUCGAAAUAUGCUUCUGGGUGCUGGAGGAUUUUUUGUUACGCCGAGUGAUUCCCUGGCUGUGCUGGCAGCCAACUUGAAUGCUAUCCCAUACUUUAACAAACCCAAUGGGAUCAAAGGUUUGGCUAGAUCUAUGCCGACAAGUGGAGCGGUGGACCGGGUGGGAAAAAAGCUUGGAUUCACCGUGUACGAAGUUCCAACCGGAUGGAAAUAUUUUGGAAAUCUAAUGGAUGCUGGACAACUGUCGCUCUGUGGUGAAGAAAGUUUUGGAACUGGGUCUGACCAUAUUCGUGAAAAGGACGGGAUUUGGGCAUCUCUUGCAUUUUUAACAGUUCUGGCUUCAAAGAAAACGUCAGUUAAGGAUCUUUUAGAAAAUCAUUGGAAGGAAUUUGGUCGCAACUACUUUCUCCGGUUGGAUUAUGAAAAUGUGGAUGGGACAAAGGCAAACCAGAUGAUUGGGGAGUUGGAGAAGAAAAUUAUGUCAACGCCAAAGGAGCAAUUGACUAAAGAAAUUAUUGAUGCCGUCAAAACGUCAUCAAUCAAAGAUCCAAGUUUGGAGAAAUAUAAAGUGGACGCAACCGACAAUUUCGAGUUUACAGAUCUAAUUGAUGGGUCAGUUGCAAAAGGUCAAGGUUUAAGAAUAAUGUUUGCAAAUGGCUUUGGAAGGAUGGUGUGGCGAUUGAGUGGAACAGGUUCAAGCGGUGCUACAAUUCGAGUCUACUUGGAAAAAUGUGAUGAUGAACAUGUUACUGGAGACGCUUUGGUUGUGCUGGAUGAUUUGGUGAAAGCUAGUUUAGCCAUUAGUCGAUUACAAGCUGUCGUCGGGGUAGAUACGCCUACGGUCAUUACAUAGCCAAAUAAGAAUAUAUAUUUACAUAUAUGCAUGGGUCUAACUAACAGUGCUAAAAUUAUAGUCGAAAACGGUUUGUAUAUGUAAUAAACUCGAUCACUUAUUGAGAUUA